AUAAUAUAGAAGUAUUAUUGAAUAAAUGAAUUAGUAUAAUAUGGAAUGUAAUAACACAAAUACUCAAAUCUUGUUUAUUGUUCAUACAAAACUUUCAAUUAGGAUGAAGGAAACACGUGUGUUUAAAAAUGACGCCAUCAACGACUACACGUAGGGGUUAUUGUUGGAUUUUUAAUAAAUGGCGUAAAAUACAAAAUCGUUUCGAUGUACUAAUUUUGUGGUCAACAUUAUAAAAAAAAAAAAUUUCCCUAUUCAAGAACCAUAAAAGGAAUACUAAAACUUUAUUAAAUUGGUAAGUGGUUUUGAUCGUUUAUUUCGAAAUUUUGAAAAUAAACAGUGUAAUGUAGCAAUUUUUAUCUACUUUUAAUAACUCACUCUUCAAUAACACUGUACAUUAAAUUGUGAUUUAAUUUUGGUUGUUCAUCCCUACAUGUUCAGUUUAGGAUCAUAAUAACAUGUUAGUUGAGCGUAUUCAAUGUAGAAUCCAUUUAUCACUAUCUCAUGUCUUAUAUAUUAGUAUUUCUCAGGUUUCACCAAUGAUUCAAUAGUUUGACUUACUGUUCUGAUUAUUCUUGUUAGAACUGUAUUUAAAGGUUCAAUGGUAGGUUUUAUUUUGAAGGGGCUUAUUUUUAGCAUGGGGAAGAUGUAAAAAUUAGAAGCAGCACUUCAAUUUUAAAUAACUGAGGUCAAUGACAAUUUUCAAAUUUCAAAACUAAUACUUGCUUAAUCUUUUUACCUUUUGUAUCAUUCUCUCCACUCUUACCUUUAUUUUGCUUCUCUUGUUUAUUUGUUUUUUCAUUUUAUCGUCUUCUCUCUUUUAUAAGUGACAUUUCUUUCCUCCUGUUCCUCUUCACACGUCGUCUCCCCACUCACAUUUUCCACAAUGACAUUUUUAAACUAAUUUUUCACCCUCUACUAGAUAUUUUUAUUUCUCUCCUUGGCCUUUUCUUUCCUCUUUGCUUAUCACUUUUCCCAUCCUUUUAUAAAUGACAUUUUUAAGUUAGGCAAAUUUCAAUCACUACUUCAACAUGCUCUUUUUUGCUCAUCAUGAUAUUGAAUUUUUUACUCUUUCUUUUUUAGAGGUUCCUUAUUUGCCAUAAACAAAUAAGAAUCAUAGAAAUUGUCUAUUGAAACGUAAUGUGAACAAAUCACAAAAAAUAAGCGCAUUAGCCAAACUUUAGCAUAAACUUAACAGGACAUGCAUCACAGUCUAUAUCAGUGCUCGAGUUUGUAAUACAGGGUGCGGCAGCAUAACUUCCUUUUUUAAAAAGUUCGCCAUUUAGUCGGUAGACGUCGUCCCGGCACAGUUCAGUCGCCAUCAUGCGUUGGAACAGUGAGAAGCGUGCGUUUGCCGUUGAGGUUUACUUUUCGAGCGGAUGUUCUGUGAUCUCAACCCAGCGCGCCUUUCGGAAUCGCUUUAAUUUAGCCCCCUUGGCCCCUGUCCCGGACCGGAAAUCAAUUGUUACGUGGGUCACUACGUUCAGACAAACUGCAAGUGUGACAAGACGAAGAACUGGAGUCCCUCGGCCCAUUAGAUCACCGGAGAACAUUGAGUUAGUUAGAACUUCAGUGUUGCGAUCACCACGGCGUUCUGCGCGCAAACAUGCGUCUGCCCUUGGACUUUCCGAUCGUUCUGUGAGGAGAAUACUUCAUGAUGAUCUUCAUUUUCAUCCAUACAAGAUGGCAAUUGUGCAGGAACUUUCUGAACGUGACUUCAAUUCUCGGAGGAACGCGUGUGAGGUUUUUCUGGAAGACGCUAUUGUUUUUUUUAGUGAUGAAGCCCAUUUUCAUUUGUGUGGAUCCGUAAACAAACAAAACAUGCGCUACUGGGCUGAUACCAAUCCUCGACAAUUGCAUCAACGGCCUUUGCAUUCACCUAAAGUCACAGUGUGGUGUGCAAUUUACUCACGUGGAAUUAUUGGUCCCUGGUUCUUUGAGGAAAAUGAAGUCACAGUGACAGUGAAUUCGCACCGGUAUGUAAACAUGUUACAGGAAUUUUUUUUCCCACGGCUAGAUGAGUUGGACUUAGGGGACACUUGGUUCCAACAAGACGGAGCAACGGCACACACUUCAAGAACAUCGAUGGCUGUUUUGAGGGAACACUUCCCAGAGCGCCUUAUCUCAAUUAGGGGCGAUUUGGAGUGGCCAGCCCGCUCUCCCGAUUUGACCCCUUGUGAUUAUUUCCUAUGGGGUUUUUUGAAAUCCCGUGUGUAUGUGAACCGUCCAAGGACCCUACAAGAUUUGAAGACGAACAUCCAGGAAGAAAUUGCCAACAUAACGCCUGCUAUGCUGGCAAGAGUCAUGACAAACGCCAGAAAUCGGUUUACUCAGUGUAUGGAGAAUGGGGGACGUCACCUAACUGAUUUGAUCUUCAAAACUCAGUAAAACAAAACUUUAUGUAUGUGCCUGUAUUAUAAAAAACGAAUAAAAAUUUUCUGAUU
This is a messenger RNA of Diorhabda sublineata, 2441 nucleotides long. RefSeq lists its product as uncharacterized. The transcript has 5 exons. The record is from RefSeq and is a predicted model, not a curated record. The coding region runs from base 1321 to 2385 and encodes 354 amino acids. Gene Ontology annotation, molecular function: nucleic acid binding. NCBI's taxonomy places the organism in Eukaryota, Metazoa, Arthropoda, Insecta, Coleoptera, Chrysomelidae.